AUGAAUGCUGAGCAGCUGGAAGAACUAGAGGCACUUCAGUUCAUGCUUAUGGAAGGAGAAUUUGUCAGACAGGAUGGGAAUUUAUUAGAGCUCCAAAUCCCAAUCCCACAGCUAGAAACUCGACCAUUUAUCAGCUUUGAAAUCAUUUGGCCAGAAAAUUACCCGACAAAUCCUUUGAUUUUCACUAUUUCAGACAACCGGCUGAGCCAAAAUACAAAGGAUGAUCUUACUCAAAAAAUUGCAAAAAUCGUAUUAUAAAAGUAGGCUGAAGAAAACGCAGGAGGUCCAGCUACUUUUAAUGUGUAUGUCUCGCUAAAAGACAAUUUAGAUAACUGAGGAAUCGUUGAUGAAUUAUUAAAUCCAGUUAUUGAUGAAUAUGAAGAAGAAUUUGUCAGUAAGCCAAAACAGUCUGGUUUAUCGAAAUCUCAAAAGCGAAAACAAUAUAAGUUUAUGAAUGCUAAUGGUGAGCUUCAAAGAGGGCAUGAUUGGGUUGAUAUAAUUUCACAUGUAAAUUCUAGCAUAGUUAUCAAAAAAAUAA
Molecule: messenger RNA, 538 nt
Organism: Blepharisma stoltei
Lineage: Eukaryota; Ciliophora; Heterotrichea; Heterotrichida; Blepharismidae
Source: the annotation of a GenBank genome assembly